GCUGCUGGCCUUCGCCUUGCACCUUUCGCCACAGGGCUCCCCUCCCUUAUCAGCUUCCGCCCACCUCGAACCCCUGCUUCCAGGACCCCGCUCCGCAAACCUGCUCACCCUGGGAAGAAGGUGCAAGGCCACCCAAGGGUGUGGCCAGAUGAGUUAAGCAAUUCAACAAGUGGCUUGCUUCCUAGACUUUCAGCCCCGGGGUGCAGACGAGACCGAAGGAGAAGACUUGGAGGUUUGGGUUCCUCUCUGUAUCCUACUUCUGGAUAAAGGCAAUCUAGAUCUGAGUCCGCUUCUUGACCAAGAGCUGAAAAUGUGUCCUGAGAUCUGCAACCGCUUCCAUCCUUGAUCUUGAUUCCAAUGCCCUUCUGCAGUUUAGUGAUUAAUUGCUUUUCCAGAGAAAUAUUGUUUGGAAUGUAAUUGUUUAGAGAAAAUAAAGCCUUUGGUUCCCUGUUUGUCCAGAGGCAGCUGGAAGGUAGUUUUUCCCUCUGGAUAGUAAUUUAGAAACUUUCUUUAAAAGAUGACUGGUGUAAGGGAAAGUGAAUUGGAUGGAGACUAGGGCAGGGGUGGAUUGGGGAAUUCUAUUCCUAAUUCUAAUUAGAAGUUCAGUACCUCAGCCUCAGUUUCCACACAUGUAAAAUAAAAGGCUCUUGGACCAGAGCAGCCACAAAAUCCAACUCUAACAAGGUGGAAACACAUGACUAAAGAUGUUUGCAGGUUUGAAAUACACUGAAAAUUUCAUCAAUGCUAUAAGUGUAACCAAGUAAUUACUUUCUUCAUAAUAAUGCAGGUUUCACUUUUAUAGGGAAACUACCCAGCUGUGAAGAGAUAGUCUUUCCCCACCGAGUAUCUAGACCUGUACCACAUUUAUCAUUCAGAGAAUACGCUCAGCUUUCCAAACCAAUUCUUCAGCCUUGCUGUAUGAGAAUGUCCUAUUCCCUAUAAAUAGCAGUCAUAUGAAUGUCACUCAUAUGAAAGAACAUUUUUUUCUGAUACAGUAGGUGUAAUUUUAUAAAAUGGCACAUUUAUUUGAAGCAGUAACUUUUUUGCAAGGCCCUGAGUUUUUCAGAAUGCUUUGAUUUAGCACGGUAUGAAAUUCUACCUGCCUGUAUUCUACCUGCACGGCAAACACUGCCAACCCAGAAAGCAGGAUGAAGCACUCCCUAUUUAUCAGGCUUCAAGGUUGUAUAGGAAAAUGGAACAUGUGUAUGGAGAAAUUGGGUCAUAGCACUCUGUCCAUUUGGCAACAUUUAUGGUGCUGCUGAAGUUCACACAGCAACUUAAGGUUCAGAAACCAGCAUGUUCGAGCCCUGACCCCUAACUUGAGAAUGAUUUUCAGAUUCCUACCUUGCUUAAGCUUGCUAACUGUUGUUAGAAGUAACCAAAUACGUUUUUAUAAGCCUGUUCGUACAUUGAAGACCUUAAGCCUUGAGCCUUGUUCUGAACAGUUUUAAGAAAAAUAGAUUCAUUUGUCAUAGAAUUCCAAAAUGGAAGAAAUCCUGAACAGUCACUCUACAUUUCCUCAUCUCCUGAAGGACCACCUCACAUCACUCUACCAUUAUUCAUGACAUUAUUAAAAGGGUGUAGAUUCUCUUUUUAAAGUUUCCUGAGUAGUUGAUUCUGAAGUCACCCUUAGAAACACAUCCAGUGUUUCAUGAUCCUCACCAUCCAGUUAUCUUUAUAAGUCAUUUGCAUCUUUUGUCAACUGCUAUUUAAAAAUUAUUUCCUUUUAAAAUCUUCACAAAGUUAAUAAUCUGCUAGCAAAAAAAAAAAAAAAGAUAUAAUCACCUUUCAAACUUGAAGACUUGCCAGGGCAACUUGUAGGUUUCUUCUGGGUUGUCCUCUGAAGAGGAAGUCAAUUGUUAAGUGUCUGCAACUACAUCUACCUAUAAUUCCUACUCUAAGGAUCUAGGACAGUCUGUGGAUAGUGAAGUUUUCUGUGUGGGAUUUUUUUUGAAGUUGUAGUUAGGCCAGAAGUAAUAGAAAUAAAGUUUACAAGGCCUCUGAAGUCACCUGUUUGACUCUGUGCUUUGUACGUCCUUCUGUGCUCUGCACAUCCAAAGAGAAUGGGUCACUAGUUAACUAUGAAGACAGUUAACCAGGAACAGUUCCACAUGAUGUAUUCAACCUACCAUGAAUUUUGAAUGACUUUUAGGUCAUUUCCAAAAUGAUUUGAAUUAACACUUGUUCUUUUGUUGAGAAGAAAUCAGACCUGGAAGAAAUAAAGCUAAGUAAAUAACUAAAGGAUAAUGAGUGCUGAAAACAAUGUAUGGUAAGAAAACAUACUUGGCCAACAUACGUAAGCAAUUUGUUCUUCCAAAAUCAUUACGGAAAAAGGAACAAAGAAUGCUUGCACUGUAUGAAGAUCAUCUUUCAGAAAUACAUCACUGCAAAAAAUAUGCAAUGUUCUACUCAAAGAAGCAUUUCCACCCUAAUUACCUAGGCAGGACAUGACAUCCUAAUCUGAAUGCUUCUCCACAUUGUUCUAGAAGAGUGUAGUCUGCCAUGUGUAAAAAAGCUUUAUCAUACUGAACUUUGAUGGUUGCAUACUUCUGAAAAGUUAUUUUGAGGAAAGUAUGUUUCUUUGAAAUGUAGAUUACAUGAUCAGUCUUCAUGUCAGGAUGAAGUUAAGUUCACUUUUCAUCUUAUAAGGAAGGUAAAUGUGUACAAAGGAAAAUUUUGAAAAGUCAGGAACUAUAAUUCUAAAAAAAAAGAAAGCUAAGAGGUAACUUAAUAUAACUAUAUAGCACUCCUCUUAGAGAGGGGUUAUUAGAACACAUCUCUUUUACCUUAGCUCCAAAUAUUGAAGGAAAAAAAAUGGCAUCAAGCACAGGGCCAAGUGUUCCAACCAGGGUUUCACUGGUGAAGGCACAAGCCCUGAGAAGUAUGGGAAUAGGAGGGCGUGGCUAAUGGUCCACAUUGAUUAUACAUCUUUCAUCUAUACUUCUCAUUUUACAGGGUGUGGAAACAGUUUUGAGCCCAAAUUAAACAGUGGCUGAAGCAAUUAUGCACAGACUUUGGUAAACUUUCUUGUCCUAGUUCCCAGGCAGAAUAGCUCCCCUCCUCUGUAUAUGCAACAUCUUCACACAUUGUAUUGCAGCAGUUUGAUUAUGGGUCUACAUCUUCCCCAACUUGGGAGCCCCUGGAGGACAAGUUAUGGAGAAAACUACAGAUGUACUUCCUCUCACUAUGAAUUCUUCAGAGAAGCAAGAGACUGUAUGUAUUUUUGGAACUGGAGAUUUUGGACAAUCACUGGGACUUGAAAUGCUCCAAUGUGGUUAUUCUAUUGUUUUUGGAAGUCGAAACCCCCGGAUGUCCAGUCUGCUGCCCAACGGUGCAGAGGUCCUGAGCUACUCAGAAGCAGCCCAGAAAUCUGACAUUAUAAUCAUAGCAAUCCACAGGGAACAUUACGAUUUUCUCACAGAAUUAACUGAGGUUCUCAAUGGGAAAAUACUGGUCGACGUCAGCAACAACCUCAAAAUCAAGCAGUAUCCGGAAUCGAACGCAGAGUACCUUGCUCAGUUGGUGCCGGGAGCCCACGUGGUAAAAGCAUUUAACACCAUCUCAGCCUGGGCUCUCCAGUCAAGGGCACUGGAUGCAAGUCGGCAGGUGUUUGUCUGCGGAAAUGACAGCAAAGCCAAGCAAAGAGUGAUGGAUAUUGUUCGUAGUCUUGGACUUACUCCAUUGGAUAAAGGAUCUCUCAUGGCAGCCAAUGAAAUUGAAAACUACCCACUGCAACUAUUUACAAUGUGGAAGUUCCCCUUCUAUUUGUCUGCUGUUCUGUGUGUAUUCUUCUUUUUCUACUGUGUAAUAAGAGAAGUAAUCUACCCUUAUGUUUAUGAAAAAAAAGAUAGGACAUUCCGCCUGGCUAUUUCUAUUCCAAAUCGUGUCUUUCCAAUAGCAGCACUUACACUGCUGGCCUUGGUUUACCUCCCUGGUGUUAUUGCGGCCAUCCUGCAGCUGUACCGAGGUACAAAAUACCGCCGAUUCCCAGACUGGCUUGACCACUGGAUGCUUUGCAGAAAGCAGCUUGGCUUGAUAGCACUGGGAUUUGCCUUCCUUCAUGUCCUCUACACACUUGUGAUCCCUAUUCGUUAUUAUGUACGAUGGACAUGGACCAACAGAACCAUUGCCCAGGCAAUAGCCAAGAAAGAAAGUCCAUUUAGUACCUCUACUGCCUGGCUCAGCGAUUCAUAUGUCGCUAUGGGAAUGCUUGGAUUUUUCCUGUUUGUACUCCUGGGAAUCACUUCCUUGCCAUCAGUUAGCAACAUGGUCAACUGGAGAGAGUUCCGAUUUGUCCAGUCCAAACUGGGUUAUUUGACCCUGAUCUUGUGCACAGCCCACACCUUGGUGUACGGCGGAAAGAGAUUCCUCAGUCCUUCAAGCCUCGUCUGGUAUCUUCCUUCAGCCUACGUGAUAGCACUGAUCAUCCCUUGCACGGUGCUGGUGAUCAAGUUCAUCCUCAUCCUGCCAUGUAUAGACAAGACCCUUACACGGAUCCGCGAGGGCUGGGAAAGGAACCCGAAAUUCUCAGAAUCAGCAUUGAAUGGAAAAACAGAUAUUUAAAGCAAAGUUCAGUUCACCUGGACUUCUUAACUGUGGUGUUGUAUGUUUAGAGAAUAAUAAUGGGUGCAGUGAAGAAAGCGUUUUUCUCCCACCACGGGCUGAAGCUUGUGAACAGAGAAAGAAAUCAUGCCUGACUUUGAGAAAUGGACACCGUUUGAUGUCAGGCCGGUGUUGAAUCGGCGUUGGCCCCUGCCUCUCCUUUUGCUGGAGGUGGGGGUGGUGCUGAGAUCGCGAUUAGCUUUGUGGUUUCACACUAGGAAGCUUCUUUGUUGCGGGCAGCAUGCAUGACCUAAUGUCUUGCAAAAUCUAGGGGAAGUCCAUGCACUUUCCUUCUCUGGAUCAAGGGCAGAGAGGAGUGAAAGAGAAAACAGUAAGAUGGUGGCCACUGAUCAAGGCUUUAUUAGAUAUGUCUGAAGAAGAGGGCUGAGGAAGUAAAAGGAAUGAGAUUUUUGGUUUGGUUUUUGGCAGUGCAGGUUAUCAUAAAUAUUGCCAUGGUGAAUUCUGUAGUUGCGUGUGCUCUUUGAUUUUGUUACCAAUAUGGAUGUGUAGUGUGGGGAAUUAUUUUAUAAAACAAUAAAAAUAUCACAAUUGAUUGGAAGUAAUCAAGGGUUGGAUAUAUAAAAAUCUAUAUCAUAAGAUAUAGAUCCUUCCUCUACAAAGGAAUAGGUAUAGGAAAGAUUGAGUUAAAAAUGAGGGAUACCCACUUGGAUUUUCUCAAUGUACAAUAAGCAAAGAAGAGCUGAUAAAAGCCCUUGUGCAAAAAGUUCAAAUAAACCAAAAUUUAAAUAAAUUUUGUAAAGUUGCACUUUACAGGUAUUGGUAUUGUUCAGGUUUGGUAUUGUUUAGGUUUUGUGGUAUGCUUUGUAAAUAAUAUAUUCCAAAUUUUGUUCAACGUUAAUCAUCUAUGAAAUCCAUUUCUAGUAUAAAAAAGUAGCUUCUGUAGUUUGUCAUAGUUUGUUGUCAAUUUAAACAGUGAAAUUAAAUGAAUAAUGAAAGUGUAAGUUGCACCGAUGACCGAUACAUAGAUGAGAGAGAAUUAUAGUGUCUUAGGGGAGAGAGGUGUGAGCAGUAGUUGUAAUAGGAGACUUGGUUCUUUCUCAGAUCCUUGCUGGAAGGCAGGAUGGUUCUCUCUGCUUUUGUGUGCUGAUGAGGCUAUUUCCAAGACAACCUUCAGCAGGAUUAGCCUUCCUGGCUCACACAUGGAGCUGAGAGGAGCCUUAUGUGUGACCUUCCCACACUGAAAUAACCAAAAGCCUUCGGGUUUGACAUUUUUUCAGCCUGCUCCACAAAGGCCAUUUCUUUUACUUUUUACUUUUAUUAUCAUAUAUUCUAUAUGACCUUAUAUAAAAUGAUUGAAAUAUAUUAAAACAUCACCCACAAUCCAGGAUAUUUUUCUAUAAAACGUUUUGAAAAUGGUUCUACCUAUACUGUAUAUUCAAUUUUGUACCCUUCCUUUUUCACUUAAUAUAUCGUGGCUUUGUCUGCUUACUUACACGGUAUAUGUAUUGAAUCAGUGGCUGCAUAAUAUUACAUCAAAUACGCAUUUAUUUAACCACUGCCCUAAUUCAACAUUUAGGUUAUAUCCAUUUUUUACUAAAACAACAUUUCAGAGGAUAUCUUGGCACGUACAAUUUUUCCAUAUUUUAAAUUACUUCCUCAGAAUACUUGCAAAGAAUUGGGAUUAAAAAGUAAAGAACUUUUAAUAGCAUUGGAUACAUAUUGCCAAAUUAUUUCUAAAGUCAAUACCAUUGGCACUGAAUGAGGGUGCUGGUUUCAUUAUACCCUACCAGAUUUUGUUUUUUAUUUCUAUUUGUGUUAAUGAGAAGAUACACAGAAUAUAUACUCCAUUACUUUAUUCUUGAUCCACCCAAGCAAGGAUACAAAAAAGCUUGCGACUUUGAGCAGAGCUGUGGUGUGUGGUGCUGACCCGAGAGCAUCAGUGAGAAAGGCAGGGAAAUUGUCACUACUCAUCCCUCUAUUUUAUGCAAAACGGCCAAGUAUUCUAGGGUUGGCAGCUGCUUUUUGGCUAGAGAAUUGGUUGAUUAAAGAUUAAGUACUAUCCAGGCUGAUCUAAAAAAAGCCUUUGGGAUUAACCAUGCUCCUUUUUGGGUAAAAGAGUAAAGUUUUUACUGGCUACAUGGUUCAUUACUAAAAAUAGAAAAUGCCACUCUUAGGUUAAAAAAAAAAAAAGCUUCCCUAGAGUAAAAAGGAUUCUACUUUUAUAACCUAGUAAAAAUGCUCUACCUGGGUACUUCACAAAAGCCAUCCAGGUAGCCAGACGUUACAGAGCGCCCCUGGUGUUUUGGCGUCACAGUGCAUUGCUGGGCAUGACCCUCAGCCUCAUCCACAAGGGCUCCAAGCCCCACCAGCUGACCAGAGAAGCCAAUUCCCUCCUUUCGCCCCUCCCAAUAUCCCUCCCUUCCCAAACCAUCAAACCAAUGUGCCCAUCCUAACACAGCUGACUCCCCCAGUUUACUUAAGGUGGAAAGAAUGAGUUUGAAACAGAUAGAAGUAGGUGUGUUGGGUGAACUAUAUUCCUUUUAACUGUUCCAAACUAUUCUUCUACAUUAAAAAGUGAGACUAAACUUCCUUA
Messenger RNA from Balaenoptera musculus (blue whale), 7156 nucleotides. It is a transcript of the gene STEAP4, whose product is annotated as STEAP4 metalloreductase. Gene Ontology annotation, biological process: copper ion import. The coding region runs from base 3154 to 4563 and encodes 469 amino acids. NCBI's taxonomy places the organism in Eukaryota, Metazoa, Chordata, Mammalia, Artiodactyla, Balaenopteridae. Gene Ontology annotation, molecular function: cupric reductase (NADH) activity; ferric-chelate reductase (NADPH) activity. The transcript has 5 exons. Gene Ontology annotation, cellular component: endosome; plasma membrane. The record is from RefSeq and is a predicted model, not a curated record.